ACUUGGAUCCCAUCAUCCCUUUGCCUUUUUCCAAUUCCUCUCCCUAUUUAAAAUCAUUUCAGCAUCUGAUUCAACUGGGAGAAAAGGAAACCCAAAAAAAAAAAAAAAACCCAGAUUUAGAGAAAAAAUUAAGUGUUGAAAAAAACACACACAACACACACUAAAGAGAAAUAUGGAAGCUGCUCUUGAGUUGGAUGAUGAUGUCUUCUUCAAAGACUUGAGCAAGCAAAUCUCUCUCCUCAUCAUGGAUGAUGAUGAUGAUCAACAAUACUCACUAUCUCACUCUCCACCACUCAUCAAUCUUCAGGCUUUCACUCAAGCGAGCAAUCCAGCAACACAAGCUGCAUCGUUUUUCAGCUAUGAUCAACACCAGAGCAGCAAGAGGGAGAGCAAAGGCACCGGCGUUUUCAUCCCUCGUUCGACGUCGAAUCCGAGACGAAAGAGUGGUUUGAGGCAAGCAAGAUUCAUGGCCUCUGGGAACAAGAUGCAGAAUCAUGCCUCAAGAGGGCCUCAUGAUGCCUUCAUCAAUCCUUCAUAUGAUCAUUCAUUCAAUUUUAGAAGAUUUUGAUCUUGGUUAAUGUUUAUAUGUAUUGGUGUUUCAAGAAAUCAUGAUGUGUGAUUCGAAUAAAGGAGAGGCUGAGGAAUUUGUUGAUAGAUUAAGAUGCAUAUUAAUUUGUUUGAGAGAGUUUGCAAGAAGUGUUUGUGACUCUCUUGCUAAGAAAGUGUAUUAAUUAUUCUUCUCUAUUUUAGGGUGUUAUGAAUUAAUUAUAUAUAGUGUAUAAUAGUAUUUUAGUGUAAA
Messenger RNA from Salvia miltiorrhiza (redroot sage), 799 nucleotides. RefSeq lists its product as uncharacterized. NCBI's taxonomy places the organism in Eukaryota, Viridiplantae, Streptophyta, Magnoliopsida, Lamiales, Lamiaceae. The transcript has 2 exons. The coding region runs from base 173 to 568 and encodes 131 amino acids. The record is from RefSeq and is a predicted model, not a curated record.